Rhodotorula graminis WP1 is the source of this 2553-nucleotide messenger RNA. RefSeq lists its product as uncharacterized. The transcript is spliced from 13 exons. Gene Ontology annotation, biological process: double-strand break repair via synthesis-dependent strand annealing; reciprocal meiotic recombination. Gene Ontology annotation, cellular component: nucleus. The annotation marks the transcript as partial. Gene Ontology annotation, molecular function: hydrolase activity, acting on acid anhydrides; DNA translocase activity; ATP-dependent chromatin remodeler activity. Lineage: Eukaryota; Fungi; Basidiomycota; Microbotryomycetes; Sporidiobolales; Sporidiobolaceae. The record is from RefSeq and is a predicted model, not a curated record.
CAGUUCCCCGUGUACCGCCCCAAGGCGUCCGACUCGGUCAUCAGCAAGGCGUUCGCCCUCCCCGGCCUCAAGAAGCGCGGCAUCCUCCUCACGCCCAAGCUGUCGCAGCGCCCGCUCGGCACCCGCGUCUCGGGCGACUUCCUCCCGACCCCGCUCCACGACCCGCUGAGCGAGCACGCCAUCGUCCUGUGGGACCCGACCGUCGACGACCGCGAGGCCGAGCGCGAGCGGGCGCGCCUCGCCGACGAGAAGGCGGCCCAGGACGAGCUCGACGACGACGACGAGAAGGCGCGCAAGCAGGUGCACCGCAGCCUCGCCGACAUCCUCGGCAUCACGGACCGCAAGAAGCUCGCCGGCGGCGUCCGCAAGGUGGCCGUCGUCAUCGACCCGGUCCUCGGCCGCAAGCUGCGCCCGCACCAGGUCGAGGGCGUCAAGUUCCUGUACCGCUGCUCGACCGGCAUGACGGACGAGAACGCGUACGGCUGCAUCAUGGCCGACGAAAUGGGCCUCGGCAAGACGCUCCAGUGCAUCGCCCUCAUGUGGACGCUUCUCCGCCAGUCGCCGCUGCCCAACAAGUCGAGCAUCGACAAGGCCAUCGUCGUGUGCCCCUCGUCGCUCGUCAAGAACUGGGCCAACGAGCUCACCAAGUGGCUCGGCGACGACGCGCCGACGCCGCUCGCGAUCGACGGCAAGGUGACGGGCAACGAGCUCGUCAACAAGGUGCGCCAGUGGUGCGCGACCAAGGGCAAGCAGGUCAUGACGCCCGUCAUCAUCGUGUCGUACGAGAAGCUGCGCACGCUCACGGACGAGCUUGGCCAGACCGAGAUCGGCCUGCUGCUCGCCGACGAGGGCCACCGCCUCAAGAACUCGACCAACCAGACGUACACGGCCCUGACUAAGAUCAACUGCAAGCGCCGCGUCAUCCUCACGGGCACGCCGAUCCAAAACGACCUCAACGAGUACUUCUCGCUGCUCGACUUCUGCAACCCGGGCUACCUCGGCACCAAGCAGGAGUUCCACAAGCAGUUCGAGCUGCCCAUCCUCAAGGGCCGCGACGGCGACGCGACCGACAAGCAGAAGGAGCGCGGCAACGAGGCCAUGAAGAUGCUCGCCGAGAAGGUCAACAAGCUCAUCAUCCGCAGGACCAACGAUCUCCUGAGCAAGUACCUCCCCGUCAAGUACGAGCACGUCGUCUUCUGCGGCCUGUCCGAGUUCCAGCUCGCCCUGUACCGCUUCUUCAUGGCGUCGCCCGUCAUGAAGGCGCUCCUGCGCGGCAAGGACUCGCAGCCGCUCAAGGCCAUCACGAUCCUGCGCAAGCUGUGCAACCACCCGGACCUGCUCGACUUUGACGAGGACCUGCCCGGCGCCGAGGACGCCUUCCCCGAGGGCUACGACCCGCGCAACCGCAGGAGGACGCUCGACCCGGUCCUCGGCGGCAAGAUGGCCGUCCUCGACCGGUUCCUCACCAAGAUGCGCGCCGAGACCAACGACAAGAUCGUCCUGAUCUCCAACUUUACGUCGACGCUCGACCUCUUCCAGAAGCUGUGCGACAGCAAGCGCUUCGGCUGGCUCCGCCUCGAUGGCACCAUGACGGUCAACAAGCGCCAGAAGCUCGUCGACCAGUUCAACGACCCGGACGGCGACAAGACCGUGUUCCUCCUGUCCAGCAAGGCCGGCGGCUGCGGCAUCAACCUCAUUGGCGCCAACCGCCUCGUCCUCUUCGACCCCGACUGGAAUCCGGCGAGCGACAUGCAGGCGCUCGCGCGCGUGUGGCGCGACGGGCAGAAGAAGGACUGCUUCGUGUACCGCUUUGUCGCGACGGGCACCGUCGAGGAAAAGAUCUUUCAGCGUCAGUCGCACAAGCAGAACCUGUCGAGCGUCAUCGUCGACGCCAAGGAGGACAUCGAGCGCCACUACACGGGCGACAACCUGCGCCAGCUGUUCCUCUACAACGAGUCGGCGUGCCAGACGCACGACCUAUUCAAGUGCAAGCGCUGCAAGGGCGGCAAGCAGGUCGCUCGCGCUCCGGCCAUGCUCUACGGCGACACGUCGACGUGGAACCACUUGACGAACGAUUGCCUGCGCAACAUUCACGACUCGCUCUUGCGCAACGAGACGGGCCUCGGCGCCGUCACGGCGUGCUUUCAGUGUGCGUCGCCGCUCUCUCGCCUGUGCGACCGUUGUCGUCGUCGAGCGGCGCAGUCGCUGACACCAUCGAGGGCACGCAGACAUCUCGACCUGAGUCGCGCUCCUGCCUCCCCCUCGCUUCCCUCCCCUCUCCCCCGUCCACUCGUGCCUCUUUGUCGUUCUUUCCCUCCCCAGCAGUCGCAGCUUGUUGUCGCCUUCGCCACCCGCCGCUUACCCGUCUCUCGUCGUCGUUCCUGCAAGCACCAUCGCUUCGUCCACUUCACGCGCGACCGAGAGGAGAGCGAGUCCGCGCCUCUCGCAGGCCCUCGGUGGGCGGGAUCGACUGUGCUCAACCGAGGAAAGCUUGAGAGACGGCGAGCAAGGCAAAGCGAGAGGCUGCUGCGAGGAAGCCGAGCAAGCGAGUGA